AUGUUCAAAAAACCGCUCGGAAAUCUUAAAACAUCUGCUCCUCUUCGUAACUCUGAACGUAAAAAGCUCAAACAGCGCGUAUCUUCCUCCUUCUCGAUACAAAAUGAGGAUUCCGAUGUCCUGGUACCCGAAGGAAUUCUCUCCGUCAAGUUCAGUACUCAUCUAAACGAACUUGGUGUGGCGUAUCUUGCGCCAGAGGGUAAUCCACUGUGGUUCACGAUUGGAAAAGGUUCUGAAGAUCUGAUACCAACCGUCUACACGUUGUGGAAAUCGCCAAAAUUACUACCAUUCCUCUCCACACCGAAGGCUGUCGUUCCGAUCUUGGUUGGGGGUGCUGACUUGAUGAUACCCGGAGUUGUACAUCACACAUCAAAUUUGAGCCAAGGCCAACUCGUCUCAGUAUGCAAGUAUGAGAGGUGCGAUGGUAUUCCCACGUUAUCAUCUCCACUUGCCGUUGGUCGUAUGGCUGUUUCCAGCGACCAGCUUGUCGACGGGGGGAAGGAGAAGGGGAAAGCUGUGUUGGUGCUACACACUUGGAAAGAUCACCUUUGGGGAUUGGGCUCCAAGGAAGAGCCUCCUGCAGACGUUCCGAUACAGACUGGAGCGAAUACAGCGGGGUCGACUGAGGAUACUGAUGAGAGUCAAGAUCAACCUGCUUCAGUAAAUAGCGUUACCGAAAGCCUCGAGGAUCUCUCCACGAACGACCGUCGAUCAUCAGGACCCAAGGACCACGGAAACGUACAAUCCUCCCAAAACGUGACGUACACAUAUACCCCAGAUGAAGUCUCUACUCUCCUCUAUAAAUCUCUACUCCAAGCCCUUGCAACAUCCCUUUCGAAUCUCCAGCCUUCUUCAUUCCCCAUAACGUCUACGGUAUUCAACACUUCCCAUAUUCUUCCCUCUCGUCCCAACUUUCCUUCACUCGUGUUACUCCCGUCCGCAGCGUCUGGUAUAGUCGUUGACCCUCGCGAAAUAGACAUUGAUCCACGAGAAAUCUCCAUCAAAUCCUCGUCCUACAAAUCGCUCACAGCGUUUCUCAAGAGCGCAGACAAAGCCGGAUUGAUCACCACGAAAGCUCCAUCCAAGAACUCUGGAUCGUCGGAUUUAUUCAUCACGUCAGUCAACCCAAAACAUCUCGAUGUAGAAAGGCACAAGCCUUACGUAACUUUGGGAGAAGUCGAAGCUAAAUCUGCGAAGAAGGCUAAACGGGAAGAGAUGGCUGAGAAAGAGAGAGAGAGAGAGAAGACCGGUUUGGACGUUCAGGAGUUAUGGAAGCCACAUGGGCCGAGUGUUGGAGUGUUCGAGGCAAUGGGUGCAAGCUUGUCGAAUCUUUAUUCUCUCCAUGAGAUCCGAGAACUCAUUGACGCGUAUAUCACGUCCCAGGAUCUUGUCAACAAGUACGAACGCGCCUAUAUCAACCUGGAUCCCACUCUGUUAUCAUGCGUCUCUGCAAAGUCGCAAGGUAAAAGUAAAAAAGGGGCGGAGGAUAAUGCUCAACAGGAAGUUGAAUUCAUGCGACGGGAUGAGUUGAUGAUUAAAAUUGUCGACAAAAUGCAGAGCUGGUAUGGCGUUGUCGCGGAAGGAAAAGAGAUGGUUACCAAGAAAGGGCAAAUCAAACCGAUAGACGUGACAACGAAAGUGCGUCAAGGUAGAAAAGCAUGCACUCUCAUUACUGGAUUUGAACCGUUCCACAUCGAUGCUGACGAGAUGUCUGAGGAUCUACGGAAAGUCUGCGCAGGUGCUACUUCAGUGUCCCCAAUACCUGGACGGCCUGCAGGGUCAGGAAUGGAAGUACUGGUACAAGGCAAACAAGGAAAAGCCGUCGUUGAUUAUCUUCUUGGCAAAGGGGUGCCAAAGAAAUGGAUAGAGGCUCAUGAUAGGGCUGGCAAAAAGUAG
This is a messenger RNA of Marasmius oreades (fairy-ring Marasmius), 1896 nucleotides long. RefSeq lists its product as uncharacterized. Gene Ontology annotation, biological process: formation of translation preinitiation complex; translational initiation. Gene Ontology annotation, molecular function: RNA binding; translation initiation factor activity. Bases 1 to 1896 code for a protein of 631 amino acids. The record is from RefSeq and is a predicted model, not a curated record. NCBI's taxonomy places the organism in Eukaryota, Fungi, Basidiomycota, Agaricomycetes, Agaricales, Marasmiaceae. The transcript is spliced from 6 exons.